This is a messenger RNA of Ectocarpus sp. CCAP 1310/34, 1780 nucleotides long. The record is from the annotation of a GenBank genome assembly. NCBI's taxonomy places the organism in Eukaryota, Phaeophyceae, Ectocarpales, Ectocarpaceae.
GAGCUGGAGCCACGGCAAUCGCAACGCAAGGCAUAAUUUUACUCUCUAGCAGAAGAAGCCGUUGACGUUAUUUUCACACGCCUGCCGAAAACCCCUGCACGUGGUGGAAUGGCUCCCCAGCUGCCUGCGUCAGGCCCUUUUCCUUCUUCAGGCGGCAGUCAACCUGCUGGAAGACUCCUGAUGCUCGGAGUUCUUGAGCAUCGGCGGUUUAGCACGGCGAUGUGGUCGAUGCUGAUGCUUCUGUCGUUCAUCAUGGUGGUCCACAACCUGGUGCUUCAGACGUGGGGCAUCGGUACCUUCCCUUCUAUAACGAGGCGGAUAGAAGCGCAGGGCGAACAAGGCUUCUACAGAUCCACCCCGCUGUUCGACGCCGAGGGUAAACCGUCCUUCUUGGCCUACGCCCGAACGCCGGCGGGAAGGUUCAUGCACAUCCUCCCCGCUGGACUCUGGAGCGUGAUCGCUCCGUUGCAGCUCAACCCGUCCUUCCGAGCGAAGCACCGCGCGGCCCACCGCAGGCUUGGCCGCCUGUUCAUCUUCAUGAGCGUCAGCAUUUCCCUCGGGCUCGUCCCUCUUGUCCUCGGCGUGGCCCCCACGACUACGGCGACGGGAGAUUCACGGGGCGGAAGGGGGGCGCUCCUCUUCGCGGGGUACUUCCUGGUAACGGGCUUACUAGCAGUUCAUCACGCAAGAAACAAGCGUUUUGCCGAUCACAGGGUCUGGAUGCUACGACACGUGGCAAUGGGAUACUCGGUGCACAUGCAGCGCCUUCUCGGCCACCUGACCUGGUGGAUCUUCCCCUUGUUGAUGCCCGGGUACACUGACCUCACGAAUGACGGGAUGGAAUUACGUGCUCGCGUGUUCGCGUUGUAUUUUGUUGCGGGCGUUGUCCUGACGGUGGGGCCAAUGGAGGUGUGGCUGCGGCACACGUUGCCUUCCGGAAAAGUAUUGCGAGCGGGGCAAGAGCCAGGGCUCUCCAUCAAGGACUCGUGACGCAUCACACCUUAAUUAACUGUACACGUAUUCGCGGCAACCAUGGCCGUUAAACCGUCCCGAGCCACACUCAAUGGCCGAACGAAUCCUCGCCAAGCGACGUGAACCCCACAAUACCGCGGUUCAGCUUGGCAUGUCAAUAUUCCGCCGCAAUCUUAGAGACAUCGAUUUCACGAAUCUGGCUUCCAGCAAUUUCUGGGUGCAGCUGUCCUGCGACGGUAGAGUUUCGGCGGCCAGAACCAUACAUCGUUAAGUACCCGACUUGCAGAGAUGUGAAGGUUUCACCGGCUGGCAGGAACCGAUCGAUCUGUGAGGCACGAUGAAACGGACACAUAUAUUUACCCACUAGCGGGCGACAUGAAAACGCUCGACGGACGAGCAGGGCAUGCCCAAACUGCCGCAAGUAUUAGGAAAGGGUUGACCUAGCUCCUAGAUUAAAACCAAAGCCCUCAUGGCUUGUCUUCCUGGCGUAGACCAACCGUAGUAGGCAAAUCCAAACAUGCAUGCAUGCGUGAAUCGAUGCAAGGUUAGAUAUUCAAGCUGUGUUCUGUUGCAUGCUUCCAGAAUCGUAAUGAGCACCCUAGGAGGCUCGAGAGCAUGGUGUUGCAGAAAUCUUUGCCAUCGAUGCUUGUCAGCUUACCAGUACCGUCUUAUGAACACUUGGGAUUGGCUGUUGCUGGGUUUAUGUGGUUCCGUGAUGUCCAUGAAGUAAGUGUCCCAUGCCAUCCUCUCUCUCUCUCUGCAUUCUCGGUCUACUGAUGAUCUGAGGUGGUCAUGCUCUGCUUUCUUC